Tetrahymena thermophila SB210 is the source of this 1902-nucleotide messenger RNA. Its product is annotated as Serine/Threonine kinase domain protein. Lineage: Eukaryota; Ciliophora; Oligohymenophorea; Hymenostomatida; Tetrahymenidae. The record is from RefSeq and is a predicted model, not a curated record. Gene Ontology annotation, cellular component: cytoplasm; nucleus. The transcript is spliced from 7 exons. Gene Ontology annotation, molecular function: protein serine/threonine kinase activity; ATP binding. Gene Ontology annotation, biological process: protein phosphorylation; mitotic DNA damage checkpoint signaling.
AUGAAUACAACAAAUGGUGGUGCUAGCACCUCAUGCUCCGAAGAUACUCCACAUGAAAGAGUUUAUACACCGCAAACAUCGCACAUAGUUACAUAAGUCGAGCCAUCGUUUUUCGAUGAUCUAGCUAAGGACUCGUAACUCUGGAUUUCAAAUCCUUGGGAGCAUCCAAAAAUCCGUAAGAUGAAUUUAUCCAAGGUUAUUCUACACGAAGGUCACCUUUUGAAGAAAUCUAGAGACGAAUAGCAUAUGUUUAAAGCCAGAUAUUUUGUGCUUUAUGAAGAUAGAUUAGAAGUUUUUAGAGACUAGAAAGAAAUGAAAACUUAAAGGGCUUCUAAUAUAAUGCUAUUAGGAGCUGUUAGAUUAGAUUUGAGACCAAUAUGUGAAGAGGAUUUAAGAUAGUUAAAUGAGCGAGAGAGAUACUUUUUAAUGUUCUUAAGCUGUAAAAUGAGAUUCUUUUUAUUUGCAAAAGAUUAAGAAACUUAUAAUGGAUGGGUUAAAAACCUAAAAAAGACAUGCAUUCUAACAAAUUUUUCUCAAAUGUAUGAAAACAUAAAGAUUCUUGGUAAAGGCACUUUUGCAAAAGUAUUUCUAACAAAGAUGGUAAGAGGAGGCUAGGAAUUUGCAGUCAAAACAUUUGAUAAAAGAGCCCUAUUGACAAGUAAAAACUCAGAAAAAACUAGAACUGGCCUCUUGAAUGAAAUUUAAAUAUUGAGAAAGUGUGACCACCCUAAUAUAAUCAAACUCUACGAAGUUUAUGAAUCUGACAAUUAUAUUUAUUUGGUUUAAAAUGUGUUGAAGGGAGGUGAGUUAUUUGAUACCAUAAUAAAAAAUGGUAAUUUUUCUGAAAAGAAUGCAGCAAAAAUAAUACAUCAAUUGCUAAGUGCAUUAGAGUACAUACAUGCAAAAAAUAUAAUGCAUAGAGAUAUUAAACCUGAGAACCUUAUACUAGUUGAUAAAAGUGAUGACUUCUAAAUUAAACUAGCUGAUUUUGGUUUAGCAGCAUUUACUAGUGAUGACCUCCUUUUUAAAAGAUGUGGUACUCCUGGCUAUGUAGCACCAGAAAUUUUAGAAGAUAAAAAAUAUGAUUAAAAAGUUGAUGUUUUUAGCUCUGGAGUCAUCCUAUACAUACUUCUUACAGGUUGUUCACCAUUUUAUGGAAAGAGCUAUAAUGAAAUUUUGUCAAAAAAUAAAAACUGCCAAAUUUCUUAUGAUUUCAAUGAAUUAGGUGUGAAAGUUAGUUAAGAAGCUACUGAACUUCUCAAAAAGAUGCUUGAUGUAGAUCCUAAGACUCGUAUAACUGCUUCACAAGCCCUCAACGAUAGAUUUUUUACUAAAUUCUUUGGAGAAAGAAAUUUAAAUACAAGUUAAGACGAAUUUGAUACUGGCAACGAAGAAAGUACUGCCUAUGAAAAUAUGCGUUUAUUCUAGACUCAAUUUAAUGUGCAAAAUAUAAAACCCCACGAAUUAAAGCCUUAAGAUUCAAAAGGGCUAGUAAGUAUGACUCCUAUGCUAGGAGGUAGAAAUCUUGAUAAUCCUCAAGGAGACGACAUUCGCAAUCCGACUGAGAGAUGGAUGUCUCCUCAAAAGAAAGUUAGACCAGGAGAUUAUGUAAAUAUUCAAACUGCUGUUACAUAAAAUGAUUAUAUGUAGAGAUUAGUAGCUAAGCCUUCAUUAGAAAAAUACGAAUUUAAGUAAACAGCUACUAUUCCAGAAACUCCAAUUGUUAAAACAGAUAAUCGUAGGACAAUAUAACCGAUGAAUAUCUUUGGAGUUACUUCAAAUAACAACAACAAUAACUUAAAAGAGCCAGUGAACUAAAAUAGUAACAACAAUAAUAAUUCUACAAACAAACCUUAAAAUAAAGAUCUACUAAUAAAAAAUACUUUAUCUAAAUUAAUAUGA